This is a messenger RNA of Dermochelys coriacea (leatherback sea turtle), 2247 nucleotides long. Its product is annotated as histone acetyltransferase KAT6A-like. Bases 319 to 2019 code for a protein of 566 amino acids. Gene Ontology annotation, cellular component: precatalytic spliceosome. NCBI's taxonomy places the organism in Eukaryota, Metazoa, Chordata, Testudines, Dermochelyidae. The record is from RefSeq and is a predicted model, not a curated record. Gene Ontology annotation, molecular function: single-stranded RNA binding; double-stranded RNA binding; zinc ion binding. The transcript is spliced from 17 exons.
GCCAGCGGCCCCAGGAAAGGCCCCUGACUCUCGGGAACCGUACACGGGCGCACGGCUCCCCGCGUCCCGCUGCUACCCGGGGCCGCGCGGUGUGGCGGGCGGGCGCCCAGCCCAGCCCAGCCCCCGGCGGAGGGCGAGGAGCAGACUCCGAUUCCCGCCGCGGGCGGAUUCCGGUCCGGAGUUUCCAUCCCACAUCCCCAGACGCGACCCCCGCGCGCAGCACGCAGGGGCCGAGGCGCAUGCGCCCUGCAGUUCUCUCGCGACGGCAGCCGGGGCGCGGGCUUUCCUAGUCCUUUUCAUCUCUUUUAAACCUCAAACAUGGACACCGAACCUGAGGUAAAGAAAGAGAAGAAGCAGCAUCAGCAUCCUUUCUACUGCAAUAUUUGCAAAAUCUCAUGUGCUUCUGCAUUAAACUUGCAGACUCAUUUCCUUGGAUUCAAACACAAGACGGUUGAAGAAGCUCUAAAAGCCCAUGGCAUUGUUAAAACUGUGGGUGGAAUAGGGGACCAAGCAAAAGCGCCUAUAAAACUUCCUGAUUAUGUUCAAACUGAGCCAGAGAAGUUUCAAGGACAAACCUUGGAAGAACAGCUUAAUACAUGUAAAGAUUCAGAACCUGCACUUGGACUUGAAUAUAUAAUUGAAUACCGAUCAAAAGAGAAUCUCCUUGUUCUCUACGAGUGUCAGCUGUGCCACUGUCAAACGGGAUUGAGUAACAUGUUCAUGCAUGUUUAUGGCUCUAAACAUAGACUGGCAUAUCUGACACAACAUUAUCCUGAGAUAGUGGAAUCUGAUGAAAUUAGAGGUCGAGGCUCAGAACUGAACAGAAGGCUUAAACAAGUUGCUGCAGUUAUUGAAAAGAAGGAGGGAAGAAAACAAAUAAAGGUUGUAACGGAUCCUCCUGUUAUGAAGAGAAAAUGGCAAGAAUAUGGCUACCAUUCAAAAGCUAAGGUUCAACGUGUGUAUGCUUCAACUAGCAAUGAAGGAAAGGCAGAAAGUGAUGGUGAUAAGGAUAAACUGGUCACAGAUUCUACUCAAAGUCUACCUUUUCAAGAUGGAAAGGAUACUCAAGAUGAACAGGAAAAAAGCGAAAAAGAACAACUGAAACCAGCUGAAAAGCUAGACGCUAACUAUGCUGAUGAAAGCAACAAAGCUAAUGAAAACAGCAAAGGCGAUAAGACUGAGUGUGAUGACAGCAAACAAUCAAAAGGUAAAGACAAGGAAAUCCAGGAUAAAGAGAAAGAUAAUGAUGACGAAAUAAAAUCUGAAGAAUUCACCAGCCAUGAAGAACUACUAGGAUAUUUGCAAAGCUUUGAGAUACUGAGUGAAGAUGAUGCAUCCUUUAUCUUAAAGGUUACACAAACCCUUACGAAUGCAUUGGUGGAAUAUCGGCAACAGGUUGCACCAACAAAUGAAUCUUUAGAUUCUGAACCAAAUCAAGAAAAAACAAUUGAACAUUCCACAGAACAAUCUGAUGCGACUUCGGUGGAUAUUAGUGACUCUAACACUGGGUUUUCAGCAAAUUAUGUGUCAGACAGGAGGCAGCAUCCUUCCCAACAACCUUAUAACAUCACAGUGGCAAAGUCUAAUAUUAGUGGAACAUUCAUGAAAAAGGAUUCACAAUCAGUGAACUUUUCAAAAAACAAUGCUACAAAUUGGAAACAUGGGACUUUUCAAUCCACAUUUAGAGGAUUAAGUAAUGAAGAGUCCUUAGAGUCUGCUUCUGCUGCUGAAGAGCUAUAUCCCUCCUCUUCUCAAGUUUUCUCGAAGUUUUCAUCUGCUACUGAGAGAGAUGCACCCCAAAACUCCUUAACUGACUCUUUGAGAACAUCAUAUGAAAACGAUGUCACUACUGAAUUUUUCAAUAGUGUAAGAAAUAUGGAUGCUGCUGAGGUUACGGCUACUCUACAGAAAAUAGCAGCCACAAAUCCAGCCUUCAGAGGUAUUGAUAUUCCAAAUGUGAUAAGGAUCUUGACUGAAAGUGGGACCCUUAGAGCACCAAACAGCAACAGUGUGCAGUGAUAUGGGAAAACAAGAAGUGAAAUUAAUAUUGGAAUGUGUAAACUGAAAAUUUGUCACUUGUAUGCAAUUAAUUUCAGUCUGUACAGUAUUACUUGUUAUAAUUCCAGAGUAAUAGUUUUGAUUUUGCAGAUUUGCGUGUUAUAUUUAUUUCUCCCAAUAGCUGGAAUUUCUGUAUUUGUGGAAACAGACUAUAAUGUUGAUUAAAAAAAAUAUUUUUCCUUUGUUAAA